Molecule: messenger RNA, 1347 nt
Organism: Chrysoperla carnea
Lineage: Eukaryota; Metazoa; Arthropoda; Insecta; Neuroptera; Chrysopidae
Gene: morgue
Product: putative ubiquitin-conjugating enzyme E2 38
Exons: 6
Coding region: 94-1299 (401 amino acids)
Molecular function (GO): protein binding
Source: RefSeq, a predicted model, not a curated record
ACUUAAGCAAAAUAUUAAAAUGAUUAAUAGUUGUUUUAAUAAAUUGUAUAAUAACACUCCAAAUUAAAAUAUUUAUAAGGCUACAAAACAAAAAUGCAUUGCUAUUUUUGUAAUGGAUUCUACAGUCCAAGUUAUGGAGAACCUGUUUGUUCAAUUUGUCAUGCAUUUUUGUUUCCCGAUUUUCUCGAAACUCAUGUAAAUGUGUUCUUUCAAACACAGCAGGAAAUUGACGAUGGCGACAGUGGAAACGAUGAGCCAACAGAUCCAUAUUACAGUGCCGAAAGUCGUGAACACAAAAACAAUAAUGUGCCAGAAGUACUCGUUGACCUGGAUGCCGUUGAAUUACCCCCACCAAGUGUUAGUGACGAGAAUAGUUCCACUCCGGUUGAUAUAAUAGCACUGCCCACGGUUGAAGAACAAUUAGAAAGAAUGUCAACCUUACAGAUUACAUCGAAGAAUUCGAAUGGUUUUGUUAGUGAUAUUACAUGUUUACCACCUGAGGUCAUGUUAACAGUACUCUCAUAUUUAGAUGAAUUAUCCCUGUGGAGUGUCGGAAAUGUUUGUCGACAAUGGCGAAAGCUUCUUGAUUUGUAUAUGCAUCCAUCGAAUUGGGGUAAAUAUACGGUACGACGUUGGCCGUUAUUUAAACCUUUCAAUAAAAUUGAAGAUUGGUUUGAGACGUAUUCGAAUUUAAUUCGAAGUUCAUGCUGUUUAUCGUGUAUUCGACAAAUGGCGUUACAAAAAACACCAAACGAAGAAGAAAAUCAUUGGCGACGUAAUCGUUUACGCAGUGAAUUAAAAUUAAUGCGUACUGAUCCACCUGAAGGGAUACAAGCAAUGCCAUUAGAUCAAAUGACAUGUUGUCAUUGGCAAGCGACAAUUAAAGGACCCACUGGUAGUCCAUAUGAAGGCGGCCUAUUUUAUUUGUAUAUUCAAGUACCUUAUAGUUAUCCAAUGUGUCCUCCAAUUGUACGAUUUUUGACGAAAAUAUUCCACCCGAACAUAUCCAGACAUGGUGAUAUUGGCAUCGAUGCUAUUAAUCAUAAUUGGUCGUUGGCGCUAACUAUUUGCAAAGUGCUUAUUUCAAUUCAGUCAUUAUUAACGGAUCCAUAUACUGAGGUGUCAAUGGAACCAGACAUAGCCAAAUUGUAUGAAACAGAUCGCCAAGCGUAUGAGGAUCAAGCACGUAUUUGGACUUGGAAAUAUGCAAUGAAUGAAUUUUAUAUAUCAACUCAUACUCGAGCGUAUAAUGGUGAAACAUUUUUAGGAUCAUCUUCAUAUCCUCUUCUAAAAUUAUAGGACGAAAAACUAAUUACUAUAAAACAAUAUAUUUUUACACAUUCAAAC